AAGUAAGUAGGAACUCUACAAAACAACAACUAACAAGUAACAAGUAGAACAAAGUAGCGACUAGCGAGUUCAAAGCCAAGUUACAGGCAGGCUAACAGGCAACAAAUUCAUUUGUUUUUGAAAAAAGUAUAAGUAAACAAGAUUAGUUGGGAAUAUAUUAUAAUACAAUAAUGGCAGUCCGAGCACAGUUUGAAAACAACAACGAAAUAGGGGUAUUCAGCAAGCUGACAAAUUCCUAUUGUUUGGUUGGAAUUGGUGCUUCGGAAACAUUUUACAGUGUAUUUGAAUCAGAAUUAUCUGAUAUCAUACCUGUUAUCCAUGCAUCUGUUGCUGGAUGUCGCAUUGUUGGCCGUAUGACGGUAGGCAACAAAAAUGGGUUACUAUUACCCAAUUCUACUACAGACACUGAAUUGCAACACAUACGCAAUUCGUUGCCCGACAAUGUCAAGGUACAGCGUGUGGAAGAACGUUUAUCUGCUCUUGGAAAUGUAAUGGUGUGCAAUGAUUAUGUAGCACUAGUUCAUCCUGAUUUAGAUAAGGAUACAGAAGAGAUACUUUCAGAUACUUUAAAUGUUGAAGUAUACAGACAAACCGUGGCGUCCAACUGCCUAGUAGGUUCAUACUGUGCUAUAUCUAAUCAAGGAGGAUUAGUACAUCCUAAAACCACGGUGGAAGACCUUGACGAAUUGUCUGGUCUGAUUCAAGUUCCACUUGUAGCUGGAACAGUAAACCGUGGUUCAGACGUCGUGGGAGCUGGUAUGGUUGUGAAUGAUUGGUGUGCUGUUUGUGGUACAGAUACUACAUCAACAGAAAUUUCUGUCAUUGAUAGUAUAUUUAAAUUAGAUCCAGACGGUGUACACAAAAUGAAAAAACUUAAAGGUCCACUUAUCGAUAGUAUCAAAGCUUCAUAAUUAUUAAUAAUUAUAAAAUACACUCUAUGUUUAUACUAUUUAUAUUGUCAAUGUACUUUAAUAAUUAUAAAAAAAAAAUGUUGUCUUUGUUUUAAUCUACUAUAAUAAAUACACAAAAUAUUAAACAGCA
This is a messenger RNA of Metopolophium dirhodum (rose-grain aphid), 1041 nucleotides long. RefSeq names its product eukaryotic translation initiation factor 6 (gene eIF6). Gene Ontology annotation, molecular function: ribosomal large subunit binding. Gene Ontology annotation, cellular component: preribosome, large subunit precursor; nucleolus; cytosol. The record is from RefSeq and is a predicted model, not a curated record. Gene Ontology annotation, biological process: maturation of LSU-rRNA; maturation of 5.8S rRNA; assembly of large subunit precursor of preribosome. Lineage: Eukaryota; Metazoa; Arthropoda; Insecta; Hemiptera; Aphididae. Bases 171 to 911 code for a protein of 246 amino acids. The transcript is spliced from 2 exons.